Rhipicephalus microplus (southern cattle tick) is the source of this 1799-nucleotide messenger RNA. RefSeq lists its product as uncharacterized. NCBI's taxonomy places the organism in Eukaryota, Metazoa, Arthropoda, Arachnida, Ixodida, Ixodidae. The record is from RefSeq and is a predicted model, not a curated record.
CCAACAAGGAGCGCGUGCCCACACGAAGCUCUUCCAAGGCCUUUCGUCAUUGGCGCCUUCCGCGCGGUGGCGCACGUUGCGAGCCCGCAAGAUCGCUAACCGCAACACGCGUACGCGCUGUCUCGUGUUCCAAGCGUCAACCAGUCAAGCAAGAAAGACUGCCAAUCCGCUCCGACGUUUGCGAAACGGAAUCCAGGGAGUGCCCGUGCAACAACGCCGAGGCAGACGUGUUUCAUCUGCGCGCCGCGAGUUGCCGCCCACCUCGGUAGCCGCCAUUGCGAACACCGGGACUCUUCUACUUGCUUGCCAGCCUCCAGCGCGGCAGGCGGUGUAGGUUUGCGGGACGCUCAGUUCUAUUUCGAGGCGUCGGCGUCCUAGGUGAGCAGUCGCGUGUGAGUGCGCCGCUUGUGUUGCGAAGCCAUGGCUACGAAACCAGUGGUUGUGUCUGUUGUGAUCAUGGUCGUCGCCAUGUUGUUGGUGUGGGCACCACGUGACGCAGCGGCUGACUCCAGUGGCCUCCUCAAGUACUUGGGCUGCCUGCAGAAGCUGGCAGGAACUAGCGGUGCUUGCGGGAAAAGGAAGAACGAGUUUAGCGCGCUGGAACAGGCAUUCGGAAUUGACCACAAACACAAAUCGGACAGGGAGAAGAAGGGCCUGUGCUGUAAGUUCUCGAGUUACGUCGACUGUUAUAUGAAGAACGUACGCCACAGCUGCGGUGAUGCGGCCGGCAAGUACGCCCUCAAGUUCAUCGAGUCCUCGACCCAGAAGUACGUGCGCAACACGUGCCACAAGUUCGACAGCCGCAAGUGCAGCUCGGCCUUCUCCACGUCGGCGUCGAGUCUGGUCGUCCUGGGCGUAACCUCGGCCGUGCUCGCCUUCUCCCUGCUGCUGUGAUGAUGCUGCCACCGAAGUGUUGUAGUCAGACCAGACCUGUAGCUAGACCUCCGAGAUAGCUGCUAGAUUGUUGGACAUCUCGGGGACCACGGCUUUAGCAGACUUCUUCGGUUAUCCGUCACGUGAAGUCCAGGACAGUCCAAACCUGGGCGUAACCUCGGCCGUGCUCGCCUUCUCCCUGCUGCUGUGAUGACGCUGCCGCCGAAGUGUAGUCAGAUCAGACCUGUAUCUAUGGACCUCCGAGAUAGCUGCAAGACCGUUGGACAUCUCGGGGACCACGGCUUUAGCGGACUUCUUCGGUUAUCCGUCGCGUAAAGUCCAGGACAGUCCAAGCCUCGAAUGAAUGAGCGUUGUGAACGCGUUGUCUUGGGCAGUCCGAGGAUAUCAUAGAUGGAUGACCGAAGAUGUCCGCGUAGUGAUCACUGGUCUUCUUCAGUUACCCGACACAGACUGUGCUCAAUUGCUCAAGGCCGUCUCCCCGGCCAAUGGGCGUUGUCUGUGCAGCGCCUCAGGUUUUCGGGCAUGCAUAAACUAAAAGGCCCUGUGGAAGUCCUCGCCUUGUGAAAGAGCAUGGCCGGACGUUUACCGGGACUUCCGAGCUCACAGUGCUCGUAAGAGGUCUCGGAAGAUCACUGCAUUACUUACUACUCCGCUAUAUUGCGAAAAUGCUAGACUGACAAUGGUAGUGUAGCUUAGAUAUUACUGUGGUGCUGCAAGUGUUUGUCAUGACCGGGCCACUUGUGCGUGAAAGUUAGGGUCACAACACGGGUAGAACAGAAAGGACAGUUGUGCUUCCAUGUUAUCCGAUUCUGGCCCAUGUGCAAUUGUUCUUCAGAUGUCUAAAAAAAGAAAUAUUUAUUGCCAGAAUCAGUUUGGUGUAUAAAAACUUUUGAAACUUUUACAAA